AUGGGCUGGUUUUCUAGUAAAAAAAAGCCUACGGUUACUGCCCAAGACAAGGCGAUUCUCGACCUUAAACUGCAGAGGGAUAAGCUGAGACAGUACCAGAAGCAGCUAGAAGGAGUCAGGGCGCGUGAGCAUGAACUGGCCAAAGAGUGCCUGGCCAAGGGCAAUAAAAAGCGGGCACUAAUUUUUUUGAAAAAGAAACGGUACCAGGAACAAAUGCUGGAGCGUACAGAAGAGCAGCUGGCUUCUCUUCAAGAAUUGGCCACUAGCAUUGAGUUUGCUCUCGUGAGUGCCGAUGUGCUGCGCGGGCUGGAGCAAGGAAACAAGGUGCUUAAGGAGCUGAACGCUGAAAUGUCCCUCAGCAAAAUCGAGCAGAUUAUGGACGAAACCAGCGAAGGCAUUGCCCAUCAAGAGCGGAUUUCUGCAAUGCUUUCUGAGCGUAUGACCGACGUCGACGAGGACGAGAUCCAGCUGGAGCUGGAGGCACUAGAGGCCGAAACGGCGCCAAACCUGCCGUCAUUGCCCCAGGUUCCUAGUAAAGCGCCCCCGGCCGUCUCCCAUGUGCCCCAGAUUGAACAAGAAACCGAGCAGGACGCUGAACAAGAGACAGAAGUGCAUGAGCCUAUGCUCGCAUGA
Wickerhamiella sorbophila is the source of this 633-nucleotide messenger RNA. Its product is annotated as Charged multivesicular body protein 6. NCBI's taxonomy places the organism in Eukaryota, Fungi, Ascomycota, Dipodascomycetes, Dipodascales, Trichomonascaceae. Gene Ontology annotation, cellular component: multivesicular body; ESCRT III complex. Gene Ontology annotation, biological process: vesicle budding from membrane; late endosome to vacuole transport via multivesicular body sorting pathway. The record is from RefSeq and is a predicted model, not a curated record. The coding region runs from base 1 to 633 and encodes 210 amino acids. The transcript has a single exon.